CUUUCUCUGUCUUUCCUGUGUCGCUAUUUCGUCAAUUUUGGAAUCCAAUUGCUUUAGUUUCCAUUUAGAGCUUUAAUUAGAUCAAGUGCCAUCUAGUUAAAAUGUUAGUAAAGCAGGUCACCUGUUCGAGUCUACGACAGUCCGAUUGUCCGAGGGUCCGACGGAGCAACUGACUGACCCCCCCUGAGUGACAGCUGGGGUUUAGGUGGGUUCAGGCAAGCUUAAUUAGAUCUGCAUACGGAAUGUGGCGCAAAAGUUGGGUUAACCCCAAAAUGGAGUCGAAAAGCGCUCAACAUUGCGUAGUGUGUGCUGCAAGGAUGCACUUGGCAUUGCUCUCCUUUUGGAUAUGCCUGGCUGGGGCCCUGGAUUGGAGCCAGCUGAUGAGUCCGAGGCCCGUGGAUAACUACCAGAGCCAGCUGAAGCAGCUGCUGGAGUGGCUGCUGCGGCGUGCACAGGUGCAGCGCUGCUUUGCGGUCAUCACAGACGACCUGCACCACGCCCUCUACGACCGGGCGUACUUCGAGGCCGUGGGCCCUCUGCGCUCUGCCCGACCGCACUUUCUGCUGCGGCUGAAUGCCAGCGAGAACUUGCACAGGCCGUCCAGGCAAGUGGAGCUGCUGCUGCGUGCGAUCCGGGCCAGUGACUGCGACCUGCACGUGCUGACCCUGCUGAAUGGCUGGCAGGUGAAGCAGCUGAUGAAGUUCGUCUACGAGACUCGCGCCUUGAAUAUGCAGCGCAAGUUCCUCCUGCUGCACGAUGUCCGGCUCUUCACCGACGAUAUGCUGCACGUGUGGAGCGUCUGUGUGAACGCCGUGUUCCUGCGGCGACAGCUGGACAACAGCUACAGCAUCUCGACCAUUGCCUAUCCGGGCAUAUUGAGCCGCGUUGUGGUCCUCAAGCAGCUGGAGAACUGGAGAGCUGGUAAACGCAUGGAUGGAGCAAUCAUUUUCACGGAUAAGACGCGCAAUUUGCACGGCGCUCAACUGGCGGUGGCCAUUGCUGAGCACGUGCCGAUGGUACAGCUGAAUCGAUCCACGAAUACCUAUCAAGGCGUUGAGGUGGAAAUCAUGAAAGCCCUGGCCAAGGCCCUAAAUUUCCAGCCGUUUUAUUAUGCGAUUAAUGAGAGCGACGCCAGCAAUUGGGAGCAGUCGCUGCAGGGGAACGAGACCCGCAUGGAGAGAGGUCUAGUUGAGGAAGUGGCGCAACGCAAUGCUCGCUUUGGCAUUGGGGAUCUGCAUCUGUUCCAGAGCUAUGUGCAGCUGGUGGAGCUGAGUGUGCCGCACAGUGUGGAGUGCUUGACGUUCCUGACGCCCGAAUCAUCCAAGGACAAGUCCUGGCAGACCUUCAUACUGCCCUUUAGCGGUGGCAUGUGGGCUGGCGUCCUGCUCUCCCUGGUGGCCGUCGGCACCAUCUUCUAUCUGAUCAGCUACUUGAAUGCGCUGCUCAUGGGCAGCAGCAGCCGGCUGGCCUUCUUCCGCUGCCUGCGCCGAAGACGGCGGCAUCUGCGCCGGGAUCCGCUCAGCUGGCAGCGUUUAAGCUUUCGCAUUACCCUGGGCAGGCAUCGACCCAGACCCCAGCUGGGGGCUGCUCGUCGGGACAUCUUUGACAACUAUUCGAAUUGCAUUCUGCUCACGUACAGCAUGUUGCUCUAUGUGGCACUGCCCCGCAUGCCGCGCAACUGGCCGCUGCGCGUGCUCACGGGCUGGUAUUGGGUCUACUGCAUCCUUCUGGUGGCCACCUACAGGGCCAGCUUUACGGCCAUUUUGGCCAAUCCGGCGGCCAGCGUCACCAUUGACACGCUCCUGGAUCUGAGCCGCGCCCGCAUACCGCCCACAACUGGAGCAGCCGACAACAAGCAGUUUUUUCUGGAGUCCAGCGAUGAGACAGCCCGCGAGGUGGGCGCCCGCAUGGAAAUAGUGCUGCAGCUCGACGACUUGACCAAGCGCAUAGCUAGGGGUCAGUGCGCCUACUAUGACAACGAGUUCUUUCUGAGACAUUUGCGUGCGGCAGACGAGGCACAUGGUGUGGCCAUGGGCGCGCUACACAUCAUGAGGGAGUGCGUUGUCCAUAUGCCCGUGGCGCUGGCUCUGGAGAAGAACUCGGCGCUAAAGCCGCACGUCGACAGCAUCAUACAGCACCUGGGCGAGGGCGGUGGGUGCAGCAAACCAUUCGAUUCAGGCUCCAUAUAUACCCCCUCUCUCUCUCUCUCUGUCUCUCGUGCAGGUCUGAUUGCCAAAUGGCUGCGGGAUGUGAUCAAACGUUUGCCAGCCGAGGAGCAGGCGCCGCAGGAGGCGCUCAUGAAUCUGCACAAGUUUUGGAGCUCCUUCGUCGCAUUGGGCAUUGGGUAUCUGGUGUCGAGUCUUGUGCUACUCCUGGAGCACUGGCACUUUAGGUAUAUCGUCAUGAAGCAUCCCAUAUAUGAUGUCCACAAUCCCAGCUUAUACUAUAAUUUCAAGCGGCUUUAUCCGCACGAAUAGCUUGGCAAUAAUAUAAAUAAUAUAAUUAUUAUAUUAAGCAAUUCUUGUCCUCAUAAAAAUCAACUGACAAUUCUUUUGUGAGCCGCUGACGCAAUCAAUGAAGUCCACUUUGGAUGGUGGCAUACCAUAGAAAAUAAUACCAUAUAUCAAAUCGAUUCAAGUGGCCUCAAGUAUCCAGCAAUGUGUUGUAUAAAAUUGAAAGAGUUUUCAAUUCGUUUCGUAAAUAAUAAUUCGCAUUGUUUAAGAUCUCGUAGGCACAUUAAGCAUUCAUUAUUUGUUUAUUGCCCAAAAAUCUUGGCCAACAAUAAUCGAAAAAUCGUAAAUAA
Messenger RNA from Drosophila virilis, 2803 nucleotides. The record is from RefSeq and is a predicted model, not a curated record. Lineage: Eukaryota; Metazoa; Arthropoda; Insecta; Diptera; Drosophilidae.